Sphaeramia orbicularis (orbiculate cardinalfish) is the source of this 3873-nucleotide messenger RNA. Its product is annotated as piggyBac transposable element-derived protein 4-like. The transcript has 2 exons. NCBI's taxonomy places the organism in Eukaryota, Metazoa, Chordata, Actinopteri, Kurtiformes, Apogonidae. The coding region runs from base 369 to 2351 and encodes 660 amino acids. The record is from RefSeq and is a predicted model, not a curated record.
CACAGAACAGGAAGUGCUCAGGCCUUGAAGUUACCGUAACUGUGUCAGUGUUUGGGCCAUAGAACACAUGUGUGCAGCUGCUAAACGCAGAGGCUGUGCAGUGCAGUAAAUGUGAGGUUUUUAUGGUGAUCGGGGGAUGGGCCUAACCGCAGACCCGGGAACACAAAGGUCUGCAGACUCAUGGAGGAGACACAGUGAGACGGAGCUCUGCACAGUUGGGAUUUUAUCGCCUAUUUUGGUGUUUUCGCCGAUUUUUUUUUUUCAUUCGGUGUUGUUUUUUUACUUUGUCUUUCGCCGCGACCUGCCUGUUUGAACCGUAUUUUAGCCCGUUUCUCUGCCGUGUUUUUCCUUUUUCUUCCUUUCCAAACAUGUUGAGGACUUCGGCCAGAAUGAAAGCAGUACCCAUCAGAUUCAGGGACGCAGAUGGAGGCAAUUCCGAUUCCGAUUCGGAUUCAGAGAUUUCUUCUGAUGAAAACUCACCACCGUCACCAGAGGCCCGUACCAGCCCCCCGAAAAAACGAGGCCGGGGUCGCGGACGUAGGCGUGGCUGUGAAGCUGAUGGCGAUGCUUCUCGCAGCCGUUCACCACAUCGUUCAGUGGCUUGGAACACAGAUGCAGACCCAGAUGUUUCUGUCCCUGAACCUCUGAGGUUCACCCCAAGAAGAACUCCUGGUGCUCAACCUCCUCUCGAUGCUGCACAAUCACCAGGGGAAAUUUUCUUCAACUUUUUUGAUUACGAAGUCCUAACUCUCUUAUGUACCAACACAAACAAGUAUGCUGCACAGAAUUUAGAAGCGGGCAAAAAAUUUGUCUGGAAAGAAAUAGAGCCAAAAGAACUACGGACCUACCUGGGCAUGUUACUUUACAUGUCAGUCUGCAAUUUUCCGAAACUUACAGACUUGUGGAGGAAAAACACAAUUUUUCAUGUUCCUUUUCCUGCCACUGCUAUGACCAGAGACCGGUUUAUGACCAUAAGUCGUAACCUUCACAUCAGUGAUCCAGCAGAAGAUGCAGUCAACGAUAAAAAAAGGGGCACAGAAGACUAUGACUCCCUUCAGCAGGUCAGACCUCUCCUUGAGUUAAUAAGGAAUAGCUGCAGGAGGAGUUACCACCCAAAGCAGCAUCUUUCUGUCAAUGAGAGGAUGGUAGCUAUCAAGCAACAUAAGUCAACUAAGCCCACCAAGUGGGGGCUGAAAUUUUUUGUACUUGCUGAUAUCAAUGGCUACACUGUCGACUUCACUCUGUACACUGGGAAAUCGAAAACAACAUCAGGGAAGGGAUUAGCUUUUGAUGUGGUUACAACAUUGGUAGACAAAAACCAUCUGGGAUCGGGUUACAUUCUCUACUGUGACAACUUCUACACCAGCCCCUCCCUCUUCCAGCAUCUCAAAAAGCAGGGCUUUGGGGCUUGUGGAACGUACAGACGCAACACAGCGGGUACUCCAUCCACUGAGAAAAACGCUCUGCAUAAAAAAUCACCAAGAGGCUCCAUUCGAUGGAUCAGGGAGGGUGACCUUUUGUUUAUAAAGUGGAUGGACUGUCGUGAAGUGUCCCUCUGUUCCACCAUCCACUCUGCAUACAGCGGGGACACAGUGUUACGCUGGAGGAAAGAUGCAGAAGGACAUUUUGACAGGGUCCCCGUCCCCAGACCCACAGCUGUGACAGAGUUUAAUAAGUACAUGGGUGGAAUUCACUUGUCAGACCAGAUGCUAGGAACAAAUUCAGUCCAUCGCAAAACCACAAGAUGGAACGUAACAGUUUUCCAGCAUCUUCUGGACAUUGCGGUGACCAACAGCUACAUCAUCCAUAAAGAACUGUGCGCCGGCAAAAAGCAGAAACCUAAGACUCGCCAGGCCUUCCAGGAGGAGGUCACCGCAACGCUACUAGGCGUUCGCUUGGACGGCAGAAUAGCGCCCCCUAACACAGGACACUUUCCUACCCCCACUUCCACUGUAGAUCUGGAAAAGAGGCACAAGGCGAGCGUAGGACGGAGACGGUGCACCCUCUGCAAGAGAACCACUCCUUGGAAGUGUCAGGAGUGCACGGUCGCACUUUGUUUACAGCUUAAGAGGAACUGCUUUAUGGAGUUUCACAAGGAGCCCCAGAAUGCACCAUUAGAUGAUCCCCCUGAAGAAGAACCCACGGAGCAACCAUCAGAGCAACUCCUGGAACAACCAUCAGAGCAAGUUCAGGAGCAACCACCAGAGCAACUCCAAGAGCAACUCUUGGUGGAACCCAAAGAGGAACUAGAAGAAGAACCCAUAGAUGAACCCAAAGAGAAAUUCAUAGAGGAAACCAAAGAAGAAUUCAUAGAAGAACCCAAAGAAGAAUUCAUAGUCCAAACGCUGUAGCAACCCCAGGGCGAAUUAAAGAGAAAAAAACUGGGCCAAAAUUCACAUAUUUGUUGUUUACAGUGUUCUAUAGUUCAUAUAUUAUAUUCAUAUACAAGUGCCUCAUUUAGUAAAAAUCUGUAAAAAAGAAAAAAAAAGAAAAAAAAAAGAAAGAAUUGGAAUAGGAAUUGAAUUUUUACAGGGCUUUAUUAAAUAAGGGAAUUAGAAUAUACCUCAAUAAAAGAUUGAGGUUGUUCAACAAGUAUUUGAAUUUUGAAUCAGUACUUUUUGUUUCGGAGCUCUUUUUUGUCUAAACCAGUCCAGCUGUUUUUUUAACACCUGACUGAACUCCAUAAAGCAGUUCCUUUCCAGCUGUAAACAAAGCCUUCCACUGCACUGCUGACACUUUCAUGGACGGUUUCUGUUGCGGACGGUGCACCGUUUCUUUUCUACACUGGCGUUCUGCCUCUUUUCCAUCUCUCCAGUGCUUGUAGAUCUGCAGAUGUGCCAUCCAAGUGAACACACUAAUACUAAUAACAUAACAUUCUAUUCAUUUAUUGGUUUUUCAUGUAAGUUUUGUCUUUGUUUUUUGUCGUAAACAAUUGACUGAAUUCUGGGUGUGCUGCUCCCACUGAUGUGUAGCUUCCCAAACUAUUAAGAUACAACCUCUAAAUUAUUCAGUUUUAAAAAUUACUAAAUAGAAUGUGAAUAAUAUCAGAAUAGAACUUUAAUAUUGAGGUUCCAUGUGGAUUCCCUUCAUCCAGCUGGGACUGUGAAAGGCAUGGACUUGUUCUUGUGUAGUCAAUGAUACAGAUAAGAUGCAUAUGUAAUAUAACAAUUAGUCCAAUUCUUGUUCUGAUCAUCUGUUUUGCAUCCAAAAUAUAGGCAGCAGCAGAAAUUAUGUGCAUCGUUUACACAGAUUUGAGGUAUUUUGGCUUCUGAGGGAAAAUAUCACGCGAUUAUUCCUUGGAAAUGUUUAAUAAUGACACUUUGACAGCCACCAGAUGUAAAUGUAUGAUGCACAGAUCUGGCCAAGGCAAAUGUACUUUAAUCAAUGACCAGUAAAUUACACUUAGUUAAUCUUUUGUGCUAUUUUCAUUGUUCUACUGCACUUUACAGAGAAGUUACAUUAGACAAAUAUACUCGCCUGUCUGUAGAUAACUAAACAUCUUUAUUGUGAAAUAUCUUGAAAACUUUCGUAACCCAGCACCUUUAUCACCCGUUUAGUAAUUCAUCUAAUCAAAAAUAUGUAAGAGUCAGCACCUUGAAGCCUUGAAGGUCGAUCAGUGUUAUAUUAGCUCAUGCAUCUAUGCAUCUGAAUGUACUGUUUAGUUCUAUUCACAUGUUAUAAGCUUAAGAGAAGGGAGAUAAAACACAACAGAGAAAGUAAAAGCAGAGUAAUGGAAAGUAUUUUAACAAGCAAACUGAAGCAUGAACCAAAGUGCAGCUGCUAAUUCAGCACAUUGUCACAUUAUUCCUCUGAGUCCCUAUGAUACUGCCAAUUCUAUGCAAACGAAACAAUAAAAUGCAGUUUUCUGUUUCA